This is a messenger RNA of Stomoxys calcitrans (stable fly), 6715 nucleotides long. RefSeq names its product protein peanut (gene pnut). Gene Ontology annotation, biological process: cytoskeleton-dependent cytokinesis; cilium assembly. Lineage: Eukaryota; Metazoa; Arthropoda; Insecta; Diptera; Muscidae. Gene Ontology annotation, molecular function: molecular adaptor activity; GTP binding; GTPase activity. Gene Ontology annotation, cellular component: septin ring; microtubule cytoskeleton; cell division site. The record is from RefSeq and is a predicted model, not a curated record. Bases 828 to 2462 code for a protein of 544 amino acids. The transcript has 2 exons.
GACUUUUCUUCAUAAUGCUAUUGAAAUUAACAGACUAAAGACACCAACCGUGGAAUUAAACAAUUGAAGAACGCAGUAAAAAAGUGAUGAACCAACUCACAAAUAAAAAACAAAGUGAAGAUUAAACGAAAUUUGCUUAAACCGAAACGAAAGCACAAAAAUUAAUAACGAAAAUAUACAAAACAAAAGUGGAAAAAAGCAUAGCCUAAAGAUACACCACCUUAAAAUUAACAGCAGCAGCAAAAGUAGCAGCGGUGGAUAAAGAAAGGAAGAAACAAGGAGCAAGCAACAAAAGAGUCAAGCAAGGGAGAGUUCCAGAGCGAUAUCAACAGCAAAAAAAUUAGGUGUGACAUGGUGUGGAAUGGCAGAAAAAAGUAAAGAAGUUGCAAAGUUUUAUGUUGAAAUAAAUUGAAAAGAAAUAACAAAAUCCUUGCAAAAAGGAUUGAAAGAAAAUCACAAAACAUAAAAAGCAGUUGAAGAAGAAGAAGAAAAAAACGAUUUAUUUGCAAUUACAAGCAAUAAAAUAAGAAGAAAAGUGGAAAACGGAAAAUUCUCCAAAAAAGAAAAGCCCUCAUACCUUGUGAAUGUGUGUGUAGUGUGUUGGUGGUGUUUCUCUGUAGGCAUAUGAGUUUGUGUGAGUGUUGUGUUUUGUAAGAGUCAGAGAUAACAAAAGCAAGCAAAGGCAACCGCAAACGACAGCGCAACAAAAGCAACGACAACAACGAAGACAACGGCGACGUCGAAGACGACGACGACAAAAAGGAGAAUCAUCCAUUGCAGCAGCAGUAACAACAACAACAAGACAGCUAACUAAAACAACAAACAUCAUGCAGAACAGCCCCCGUUCGAAUGUCAAUGGAGCCAUCUCCUCAUUACCCAGCACUUUGGCCCAGCUGGCCCUGCGUGACAAACAGCAACCCUCCAGCCUGCCCGUCAUAGGCGGCGCUGGUUCCGGCUCCAGUGUACUCUCCAAAGCCGCUGUGCUACAGCAGCAGGCCAAUGGCGGCUCCAGCGUCGAUUCGUCCUCCUCGAAUUUGGGCCACAAUGAUUCCAACAAAUUGACAACGGAAUUGCAGGAGAAAGAACAAGAGAACCAAAAGCAACAGCAGCAACAGCUAACACAGCCAAAACAAAAGCCUCCAUUGCCAGUACGUAAUAAGCCCAUGGAAAUUGCAGGUUAUGUUGGUUUCGCCAACCUGCCGAACCAAGUGUACCGCAAAGCAGUCAAGCGUGGCUUCGAAUUCACCCUGAUGGUGGUGGGCGCCAGUGGUCUGGGCAAGUCGACACUCAUCAAUUCCAUGUUUCUCUCGGACAUCUACAAUGCGGAACAGUAUCCUGGGCCCUCGCUGAGGAAAAAGAAGACAGUGGCCGUUGAAGCUACCAAAGUUCUGUUAAAGGAGAAUGGUGUGAAUCUCACCCUUACAGUUGUGGAUACUCCCGGCUUUGGCGACAGCGUGGACAACACCAAUUGUUGGGUGCCCAUUCUGGAAUAUGUGGACUCUAAAUAUGAGGAAUAUCUGACAGCCGAAUCUCGGGUAUAUCGCAAACAGAUACCCGACAAUCGUGUGCAUUGUUGUCUCUAUUUCAUUGGUCCCACUGGCCAUGGCCUAAGGCCCUUGGACAUUGCUUGCAUGCAGAGUUUAUCCGAUAAGGUUAAUUUGGUUCCUGUUAUAGCAAAGGCCGAUACACUGACCCCAGAUGAGGUGCAUCUCUUCAAAAAGCAAAUUCUCAAUGAAAUUGCCCAGCACAAAAUCAAGAUCUAUGACUUCCCCUCCACGCUGGAGGAUGCAGCGGAGGAGACCAAGACCACACAGAAUCUACGCACCCGCGUACCCUUUGCGGUGGUGGGAGCCAAUACCAUAGUUGAGUUGGCCGAUGGCAAGAAGGUAAGGGGACGCCGCUACCCUUGGGGUUUGGUGGAGGUUGAGAAUCUAUCGCACUGCGAUUUUAUUGCUCUGCGCAAUAUGGUCAUACGAACCCAUCUGCAAGAUCUGAAAGAUGUCACCAACAAUGUGCACUAUGAGAACUACAGAUGUCGCAAACUCUCCGAGCUGGGUUUGGUCGAUGGCAAGGCCCGUCUGUCCAACAAGAAUCCUUUGACCCAAAUGGAGGAAGAGAAGCGUGAGCAUGAAUUGAAAAUGAAGAAAAUGGAGGCAGAAAUGGAACAGGUCUUUGACAUGAAGGUCAAAGAGAAAAUGCAGAAGCUCAAAGAUUCCGAAAUCGAAUUGGCCCGCCGCCAUGAGGAACGCAAAAAGACCUUGGAGCUGCAAAUACGUGAACUGGAGGAGAAGCGUCGUGAGUUUGAGCGUGAACGCAAAGAUUGGGAGGAGGUUAAUCACAUCACUUUGGAAGAAUUGAAACGACGCAGCCUGGGCGCGAACAGCAGCACGGAUAAUGUCGACGGCAAGAAGGAGAAAAAGAAGAAGGUACACGAAAAGCGUUCGUUAGAUAACUUUCGAUAACUGCCGAUAACACUCGAGAGCACUUGACAACUGCAGUUUUACUCUAACAACAGUACUAGUUCUAUAACUCUUGACAUAAUAGCCAAUAAUUUUAGUAAGGAUUUAUAUUGAGCAUAAAGAAAAAGCAAAACAGCAGAAAUAAAUUUACUUUCGAUAAUAAUCGAUAACUCAUGUUUUACUCACGAUAUAUUGGAGUAAAUGAGCAAGUAGUCGUAAGAUAACUUUCGAUAGCAGUUGAUAACUUUCGAUAACCAGCGAUGACAACCGAUAAUUCAAUGACUUUCGAUAUUAUUGAUAACAAUCGAUAUCCCGAUAACCGAUAAUAAUAAGAAGUAAUCGAUGACAGUCGAUAACUACUUUAUAUUGAGAAUAGCCGAAAAAAUGCUUUUAAGAACUAGUAUUUUAUCUAUCGAUAACUAUCGAUAUAAAGAAAAACAAAAUACCAGAAAUAAAUUCACUCUUGAUAAUAAUCGAUAACGCAUGUUUUACUCACGUAUAUUGCAGUAAAUGAACAUGUGGUCGUUAUAUAACUUUUGAAAGCAGUCGAUAACUAUCGAUGACAACUGAUAACUCAAUUACUUUCGAUAACUAUUUAUAACCGAUAACUUCCGAUAACCAAUAAUAAUAAAAAAUAAUCGAUAACAACCGAUAACUUUACUUUAUAUGGAGUAUAACCAAAAAAAUGGUUUUACGAACUAGUAUUUAAUUUUUCGAUAACAAACGAUAAAUUUAAUUUAUAUUGAGCAUAACCGAAAAAAAUUUGCUUUACGAUCUAAUUUAUCAUAAAUUUUUAUUAAAGUGAAAUUUUUAAAUAGGAAAUGAAAAUUGAAAUUCCGUUGCUGGAUAUUGUUCGGCUAUAGACCAUUUUGUUCAAUGCUUUCUAUUCAAAGAAUAGCAAAUAACUUUGAAAAGUAUGACAAAUUGUGUGAUAUUGCUUAAUGAAAAUUUAAAGCUUGUUGAAGAGAAUUAACAAACACGAAAUUCACAUUCCAUACUCGUAUUACUCCCCAUUAAGUGUUCAACAUGACUUCAUGACUUUAAAAUCCCGUUUACACUACUCAUUAAAUCCGGAUUUAAGGCUCUCGUCAGCUGAUUUUUUAAAGUGAAAACAGGUGAUCGAUCCUUUAAAUCUCGAUCCAUUAAAUUUAAUGAGCAGUGUAAACGGGGUUUAAAGGAAAACAACAAAAAUAUUGCCUUACCGAUCUCCUCUCAAUAAGUCCAUUGUAACGCGUGCUGUGUGGCAUAUGGCACCGUCUUGUUGAAACCACAUGUCAUGCAUGUCAAGCUCUUGCAUUUUGAGCAAAAAAAAAAGUUGGAUAUCAUCUUAAGGCAACGCUCACCACUCACGUUACGAUACGCAUUAUCUUUGAUGAAGAACGGUCCAAUGAUGCAACCAGCCCAUAAACCGCACAUAACUGAUUUUUUCUGGAUGCAUUGGUAGCUUUUGCAAUGCUUCUGGCUGAUAUUCACUCCAAAAUCGACAAGUUUGCUUAUUUGCGUACACAUUGAGUCAAAAACGAGCUUCGUAUCUGAAGAAGAAGAAGCGCGCGAUGAAAUUUCUUAACAGAGCUCGCAUUUUGAUAAUAAAUUAUAGACCAAACUGAAGAUGUUUGACAGUGAAACAAAACACGAAACAUCACGCACGUUUCUGUUUAAACUAGUGUUGACAAAAUGAUAAUAGCUAAAAAAUCACCUUUUAUAACCCCAAUCGAAGACGAGGGUCAUCAUUUUUGGGAGAUAUACAUCAGCUAUUGGUAAACCUCUAUCUAUUCGAAUUUUUGUGCAUUGAUGAUAGUAACCCAAAAACAGAAAUCAGAUCACACUUUGAGUCAAAUAACCCCAAUCCAAAACCCUACAAAACGACCAAUAUAUGUAAAUUUGCCCAUGAACAUUCCACUAAGGAGCUGGGGAAAACUUCUCACAAAUCAAUGAGAACUGUCCGAUUCCAUUUUAAGCUCAAUGAUAAGUUAUUUCCUUUUUGUAGCCUAGUCCGAAGAGAGGCCGCAGAGCGACACUUCUUUAGGGAGAAGUUUUUACAUGGCAAAAUACUUCACAAAUGUCGCCAGCAUUAGGAGGGGAUAACCACCGCUGAAAUUUUUUUUGAAGUUCCUGCCAGGAUUCGAAACCAGACGUUUAGCGUCUUAGGCGGACAUGUUUACCUCUUCGCUACGGUGACCUCCAAUAGGUACAAUACGGGAUCAAAAUGAAAAGUAUUUGGGAGUAGAAUAUGAUUCUCAUAUAGAAAUUGGGUGUCAAGUGUCAGGGGCCCUCUCCUCUCACAUAGCUUUUUAGAGGGCCAUUAAAAUCCCAAACGACCCGCAUACGGCAAAUUCAACAGUGGGCGGACAUGAUUCGAUCGCCUAACAAGCGAAUAUCCUUAUUUUAGCGUGAUGCGUUCUCUAAAUUAAGAACAAAUUGUCUGUAAAAAGAAACUCGAAAACUUUCGAAUACCUUAAAAAUUCUUUGUACAUCAAAAGAUACUAAAUCGGUCGCGGGGCUACUACGGUACUCUUCGGGUGGAAAUAGUACUAAAAAAGUACUAAAAAAGUGACUUUCCCAUCCCUGGCAUACAGGAGCAGAGAAAGAAGAUAACAACAAAGAGAAUUCAAACAAAAUCUGACAUCAUAAUAACGUCAAAUCAGACUGGCUGUGAGACCCAGGGCUGCGGAGCCGACCGGAGUCGAGUUUUUGAGGUCGGAGUGAGACUAUUGACCCGGAGUCGGACUUUGGUUCCGAGUUGAGCACGCUUGCCUCGACUACGAACCAAAGUUGAGUUUUUGAGGCCGGAGUCGGAUUAAUAACCUUAGUCGGGGUUGGUCACGCUUGCCUCGACUCCGAACCGCUCUCCGACUCCUGCUUAAUACUUUGACUUGGACUCCGACCAGGUCGGAGUCAAGUACUCCACAGCCCUGGUAAAACCACCUUUUUUAAUCCGCCUCCAUCUCACCAUUCAUGUGCAACUUAAACGAAAAAAUUUGCCAAGCUUGACAUGUCAAAAUCAGCUGUUUCUGCUGGGGAAAACAGCUGAUGAAACAAACGAACAAAAACUUUUAAACGAGUUACUUACCUUUCGGGGUUUGACUGUUCCUGCCGAAGCCACUGAGAUUUGUCUCUUUCCCAAUAUUGCGAAUCUCCCUGAUCAUCCAGGUCCAGGGUUUUUCUUGGGCUGAUUUCCUUUCACGAAGAGGACAACUAUUUUCGAAAGACCCUACCAAUGCAAUCGUAAUCCUGUUGACAUUUUCGAAUACUUAACAAAUUUUGUGUGCAUCAAAAGAUACUAACUCAGUCGCGGGGCUACUACAGUACUCUUCCGCUGGAAAUAGUACAGAAAAAGGUACUAAAGUGUAGAUUUUCCCAUCCCUGGCAUACAGGAGCAGAGAAUAGACGAGAAAGAAGAUAACAACAAAGAGAAUUGCAACAAAAAUCUGACAUCAUAAUAAUGUUAAAUUUGACUGGCUUUGAGACCCAGGGCUGCGGAGUCGACCGGAGUCGAGUUUUUGAGGUCGGAGUCGGGCUUUGAUUCCGAGUUGAGCACGCUUGCUUCGAAUACGAACCGAAGUCGAGUUUUGAUGCCGGAGUCGGACUAUUGAGCCGAAGUCGGACUUUGGCCCCGAGUUGAGCACGCUUGCCCCGAUUCCGAACCGCUCUCCGACUCCGGCUUAAUAUUCCGAAUCCGGCUUAAUACCCCGACUCCGACUUAAUAAUCCGACUCCGGCUUAAUACUCCGACUCCGCCUUAAUACUCCGACACCGGUUUAAUACUCCGACUUCGGCUUAAUACUCCAACUCCGACUUAAUACUCCGACACCGUCUUAAUACUAAGACACCGACUUAAUACUCCGACUCCGGCUUAAUACUACGACACCGACUUAAUGCUCCGACUCCGGCUUAAUACUCCAAAUCCGGCUUAAUACUCCGACCUAGACUCGUGGUUGGAGUCCAGAGCUAGACUCCGCAGCCUUGGUAAAACCACCUUUUUUAAUCCGCCUUGGCAUAAAUCAUUGUUUCACACCCAAACUCACUAAUGAUGUGCCAUUUGAACGAACAGUUUUCCCAAGCUUGACAUGUCAAAAUCAGCUGUUUCUACUGUGGAAAACAGCUGAUGAAACAAACUAACAAAAACCUUACAAACGAGUAACUUACCUUUCGGGUAUUGACUAUUACUGCCAAAGCCACUAAGAUUUGUCAUUCGACGAGUUCACCAAUACAUGAAAAUCAGUUGUUUUUUUUUCUAUGAAAUCAGCUGGUUUGGUG